AUGGUCAGCCAUGGAAAACAUAUUGCAAUAAUAGUCGAACAGCUUAAAAAAUUUAACCCUGAAAAUCAGAGCGUGGAGGAUUUCUUGGAUGAAUCAGAGAAGAUGUUGCAGACACUUGAUGUGACAGAAGCAAAAUUUGUGUUGGAUACACUAGCUGGAUGCAUAGAAUUUAAAUCUUUAUUGGAUGUAGUAGUCAAUGCCUUUUUUGUUCGGGAUGGGAGAUACUGUCUGAUUUCUGAGCGUAAUCUCUAUAUAGUUAUUUGUUAUCUGGCUACUUUUCAACUAGAAGAGCUUGGUUUUCAGCGCUUCAGCAGAAUUGUGAGAUCUCUGGACACUGCAAAAAUGCAAAAGUUUCUCAGAUUCUUCUUCAAUGCCUUGUAUUUGAACACAUGGAUAAAAGAUGAAUGGAGUCAUUUCUACGAUUCAGUGUAUGUAAAAGAGAACUGGAUUGAUCCACUGCUAAGAUGGCAGCCAAAAGUACAGCAACUGAUCCAACAGCUCACAGAUAAAUUAAAUUAUCGUGCUCCUGCUGUCAAGACUUUGAAGGUUACUCAGCCAAAGGAAUUUAAUUUGACUGUACCCAAGCCACGUGCCACUCCCAUACCUUCACCAAUACCAGUACUGGAAAAAAGCCUACCUGUUCCUCCAAGCACCUACAAACCUCCAAAGGAAAAAAAGCAACUAGAGGAAAUUAAAACAAAAAAUCGCCAAAAAGCUGAAGAUCUACUCCUGAAAGCAAAUACUUACAAGUUCAGGUGUGCAAGCAUGAAGCCUGAAAAGAGAGAGCAGAACAUACAGGACAGUAUGAAGAGUAAACCAGCAUUCCAGGCUCAAAAGAUCCAAAGCAAGAUUGACAAUAUACCUAUUAAAUUAAAUGCUGCAGCUAUUUUGAGAGAGGGUGCCCUCUAUCAGCAGAAAAUGGAACAGGAGCUCAAGAGAGUUGAAAAUUUGCUACAAGGGGCUAAAGACCCAUCUGAAUUCUUGGAAUGGCAAAAACAGAUGCGUGGAAAAGAUUUGGAAGAGCAGCUGGCUGAAAUAGAGUGUAGGAGGCUUCAAGGGAAACUGAGUUAUGAAGAGGCCCUUCUAGCCCAUCAGAACGUAAUUCAAGAAAAUAAGAGGAAAGCUGAUCUAAUGAGAGAAGAGAAAGCAGAUCUGAUGCACCAGUAUGCAGAGAAACGUCUACAGGAACAGAAAGAAAUGAGAGAGCUGGUGGAGCAGGUCGUGGAAGGACAUAAGAGUGCAAAGCAAGCAAAAAUAAAGCUCAAGAAAUACAAGCAGCAGAUAGUUCAGGAGGUUUCUGAAGAAAAUCGAGAACUUCUUCGGCAAGCUUUAGAAGAAGAGGAGGAGAAGCUUAGGAAAAGAUACGAACUAAUUCAACAAAUACGAGCUAUUGAGUCUUUACCAAGCCUCAGACACAAGUUUGUUGAUUUAACUGAGACUGGUGGCCAUGGUUUAAUUUGUGAAAUGUCAAUAGUAGAACUACGUGAACGCCUUGCUCUGCUCAGAGAAGCACAGAAGGCAGCAGAGGAAGAGAAGAGAGACCAGAUAAUUCAUGAAAAACAAGCUAAGGAACAACUUCUUCUAGACAAACUGGACCAGAUUUCUGUGUUCAGAGCAGAACUCGGACGAGCAGCUGCUUUAAAGCAAGAGGAGAAGAAAAGAAAGUCCCAGUUUGGUGAAAGGCCUAUGAAAGAUGAACGCAUUUUAAACCUGCAGCAGAAGAUUGUAGAAAAAACAAUGGAGCGUAAAAAGCAAGCAGAACUCCUGAAGACUACCCCCUGGAAAACCAGCAUCCCAUCAAGGAAGGAUUCUUUGCAAUGGAACCACUGGAAAGAAGUGGAAGGGAGUCGGGAACGACAGUUCAAGAUCCUUCAACAUGGCUUCAUGGCCAGAGAAACAGAUCAGAAAAUGGCUGCCUGA
Molecule: messenger RNA, 1920 nt
Organism: Chaetura pelagica (chimney swift)
Lineage: Eukaryota; Metazoa; Chordata; Aves; Apodiformes; Apodidae
Gene: CFAP99
Product: cilia and flagella associated protein 99
Exons: 15
Coding region: 1-1920 (639 amino acids)
Source: RefSeq, a predicted model, not a curated record